AUUCAUUUGGUUUUGAGGCCUGCCCGUUGUCUCCCAAAGCUUUCUUUACCUUGUGAUCACUACAGUCACGUGACUUCGGUGACAUCACUGGUCCUUUAGCUGGAUGGGACCUAGUCGCUAGCAAAUGACAAUACUGAUGUUCCGCAGCCGUUUACGGUAGUGUGAGCCUGAUCUUGUUUUAUUUGGUUGUGUCAACCUAGACGCAGAAAUGGACCCGAACCGGAUCAUACAGGCACUGAGGGGGACCAUCGACCCCAAGAUGAGACUGUCGGCGGAGACUGAACUGAAUCAGUCUUACAAGAUCAUUAGCUUUGCUCCGACCUUACUACAGAUCAUUGUUUCUGAUCAAGUUGAGUUUCCUGUGCGUCAAGCGGCUGCUAUCUAUUUGAAGAACAUGGUGACUCAGUACUGGCCAGACCGGGAGCCUCUUGCAGGAGAAGUUGUCUUUCCAUUCAAUAUCCAUGAAAAUGAUCGUCAGCAGAUACGAGAAAACAUUGUAGAGGGAAUAAUCCGUUCUCCAGAUUUAGUAAGGGCUCAACUGACUCUCUGUCUGCGUGUCAUUAUAAAACACGACUUUCCCGGUCGUUGGACAGGUGUAGUGGAUAAGAUAGGAUUCUACCUACAGUCAAAUAACAGCGGAAGUUGGUUGGGCAGCUUACUGUGCUUAUACCAGCUUGUUAAGAACUAUGAGUACAAAAAGGCUGACGAGCGAGCUCCUCUUAUUGCUGCUAUGCAGAUUUUCUUACCUCGGCUCCAACAGCAGAUAGUUCAGCUUCUUCCUGACCCGUCUCAUUAUUCUGUUCUGAUGCAGAAACAAAUUCUUAAGAUUUUCUAUGCACUAAUCCAGUACGCUCUGCCGCUUCAGCUGGUGAAUAAUCCAAUGAUGACACAAUGGAUGGGAAUUUUCAGCACCAUCACUGACCGGGAAGUCCCUCCAGAAACGUUGCAAGUGGAUGAAGACGAUCGCCCAGAGCUGGUGUGGUGGAAAUGUAAAAAGUGGGCUCUUCACAUCCUCACCCGUCUCUUUGAACGGUACGGCAGCCCUGGGAGUGUCACCAAAGAAUAUUUUGAGUUUUCAGAGUUUUUUCUAAAGACUUAUGCUGUUGGUAUUCUGCAGGUUCUGUUGAAAGUAUUGGAGCAGCACCGUCAGAAACAAUAUGUCGCCCCACGGGUUUUACAACAGACACUAAAUUAUCUGAACCAGGGGGUGUCACAUGCCAUUACAUGGAAACAGCUGAAGCCGCACAUGCAGAGUAUUGCUCAAGAAGUGAUUUUCCCACUUAUGUGUUAUAAAGAUGAGGAUGAAGAUUUGUGGCAGGAUGAUCCCUAUGAGUAUAUUCGCAUGAAGUUUGAUGUAUUUGAAGACUAUGUAUCUCCAUCAACAGCAGCACAAAACCUUCUGUAUACCGCUUCAAAGAAGAGGAAAGAGGUAUUGCCGAAAAUGAUGACUUUCUGUUACCAGAUACUUACAGGGUCAUCGGUAGAUACUCGGAAUAUAGAUGGUGCUCUUCAUGUUGUCGGCUCACUGGCUGAGAUCUUAUUAAAGAAAUCGGUAUACAAGGAUCAGAUGGAAGUUUUCAUUCAGAAUCAUGUCUUCCCCCUUUUCUUGUCAGAGCUGGGCUAUCUCCGAGCAAGGUCUUGCUGGGUCCUACAUUCCUUUAGCUCUUUACGGUUCCACAAUGAACUUAACCUUAGAAAUGCAGUGGAGCUGGCAAAGAAAAGUUUGAUUGAAGAUAAAGAGCUGCCUGUCAAGGUGGAAGCUGCUAUCGCACUGCAGAUGUUAAUAAGCAAUCAGGCCCCUGCCAAAGAGCAUAUGAGACCACAUAUCCGGCCUGUUAUGCAGGAACUUCUUCACAUCGUUCGUGAGACAGAAAACGAUGACCUAACCAAUGUUAUUCAGAAGAUGAUUUGUGAGUACAGUCAGGAGGUGGCUCCGAUUGCAGUAGACAUGACAAGGCAUCUGGCAGAGAUAUUUGUUAAGGUUCUUCAGAGUGAAGAGUAUGAAGAAGUGGAGGAUAAGACUGUGAUGGCCAUGGGAAUCCUACACACAAUAGACAUUGUACUGACUGUGGUGGAGGAUUAUAAAGAGGUAAAGCAGCACUUGGAAGGGAUAUGUUUACAGAUCAUUGGCCUUGUUUUGCAGAAGCAUAUCAUAGAGUUUUAUGAAGAGAUUCUGUCCUUGGCUUACAGUCUAACCAACCAGACCAUCUCUGCACAGAUGUGGCAGCUGCUUGAAAUCUUGUUUGAAGUUUUUCAGAGGGAUUGUUACGAAUAUUUUACAGAUAUGAUGCCUCUUCUUCACAAUUACAUUACGGUAGAUACAGAGACUCUGCUAUCUAAUCCCAAACACCUAGAGAUUAUUUACACUAUGUGUAAGAAGCAUCCAGAAAACUAGAGCAGCAGCAACCAAACGUUUGUGGAACUCCUCUUGGCAGCAAGUGAACAAAACACUAUGGAGGACUUUAAGAUACUUUCAUCACUAUGUGUUGCAAGUCUCAUAAAAUAGAAGAAGAAGAAAAGAAAGGGUGAAUAAACAUAUUUCGUGCUGCAGUAAUGUGUUACACAGGUCAAUAGAUCUAACGCACCUGAGGCAUCAGAUGCUGGACUGUGGGUGCCAUUGUUAUAAUGCUGCUCAUUUUGGUGACCUUAAAUAUGGAGGAAAGCGUUUGCUGGAACAUAUGAACUGUAUAAAUUAUUGUUCUUUUUGGACAUCACUGGAAACCUUUUUUUUUUUUUCUUCUGUUUUUUUUCCAUCUUGUCUGUGAUUUUGAGUGCUUCAGGUUUGGAUAGAGACCUUUUCUCCUGGAAUUUUAUAUCUAACCAUCAUGUAUGAGAAGGGCAGUGGUUUUGACAAAUAGCAGGAAAGUAACUCGCUUGUCAAACGUUUGCUCUGCACCAACAUUGUAGAUACCGUUCUUCAAAUUCAGUAAUUAAUAUAACGUGUGAUUUAAUGUUUUUAUAUGUUUUCUUGAUUUCAAGACAAGUCCUUUAUUGCAGCAAAUAGAUUGUUCAAAUCUGUGUAACAGGAUAGAUGUUUGUGUGGACUCUGUCUGUCACGUCAUUUUGUGGUGUGUGUAUAUGUGCAUAUAAAAGUGUGUUGAUGCACACUUUGUGUAA
This is a messenger RNA of Bombina bombina (fire-bellied toad), 3117 nucleotides long. It is a transcript of the gene IPO8, whose product is annotated as importin 8. Gene Ontology annotation, cellular component: nuclear envelope; cytosol. Gene Ontology annotation, biological process: protein import into nucleus. The record is from RefSeq and is a predicted model, not a curated record. NCBI's taxonomy places the organism in Eukaryota, Metazoa, Chordata, Amphibia, Anura, Bombinatoridae. Gene Ontology annotation, molecular function: small GTPase binding.